GGAGAUGGCGGCAGCGAGCUCCACCGCCGCGUGCGCCGCCGUCACCGCGCACGCUGAUCACCAGGGCAAACUAAGCUUGGCAUCUAAGAUCCACGGCCUUGCUGAGAGGUUGCAACAGCUGGGCAAGAGUUCGGGGGACUCCGUCGAUGGAAGUGAUAAGGGUUCUCGGAGUCGAACAGGAAGCGUCCACCCAAUGUUCACGGUGACCACGCACCCAUCCUACUCUUCCCACGAGCUGUGCUUAGACCGGCGUAACGAGACCAGUCCUAGUCACAGCCAGAUGUCUCGGAACUCUAGCCGGAAGAGCAGCAACUCGCUCAGGGUCAACCAGUCCACUAAGAUCGAAGAUUUCCGUCACCUUAUGCGUCGCUCCUCUACCCUGGAGGUUCACACCGCGCGUGUGUCCCUCAAGGACAUCGUCUGCUACCUGUCGCUGUUAGAGGCUGGGCGACCUGAGGAUAAGUUGGAGUUCAUGUUCCGCCUCUACGAUACGGAUGGUAAUGGAGUGCUCGACACGAACGAGAUGGACUGCAUCGUCAACCAGAUGAUGACGGUGGCCGAGUACCUGGGCUGGGAGACGUCGGAGCUAAGGCCGAUCCUACAAGACAUGAUGGUGGAGAUAGACUACGAUGCUGACGGUACCGUGUCUCUCGACGAGUGGAAACGAGGAGGCAUGACAACUAUCCCUCUUCUCGUCUUGCUCGGGUUGGACACAAACGUGAAAGAAGACGGCGAGCACGCGUGGAGGCUGAAGCACUUCAGCAGGCCCGCGUACUGCAACCUCUGCCUCAACAUGCUGGUUGGCCUCGGCAAGAAGGGACUCUGCUGUAUAUUCUGCAAGUUCACCGUGCACGAGCGAUGCGUGCAGCGCGCGCCGGCGUCGUGCAUCGCGACCUACUCCAAGUCCAAGCGCGCGCCCGCCACGCUGGCGCAUCACUGGGUUGAGGGCAACUGUCACGGCAAAUGUGCUCGGUGUCGGAAAAAGAUCAAGGGCUACAAUGGUAUCACUGGACUGCACUGCCGAUGGUGUCACAUCACUCUCCACAACCGCUGCGUGGGCAGUGCAGGUGGAUCCUGCUCGCUCGGUCGUCACGCGCGCCACAUCCUGCCGCCGCCCGCCAUCCGCCCGCUUGUGCUCGACCGACAACGCUCGUUGCCGCAUCGUCCUCAUCACGACCAGCAAUCUCUCCCCACCUCAAUAUCCCUCCCAAUAUCAAUAGCUGCGACCUCCGAGGAGAGAAAAGAGGAGAAAGAGAAGCGAGAACCUCGGGCUCCCCCCAUCUCCUUCCAGAUCACUCCUCCCGAUGGCUCAUGCCCGCUGCUCGUCUUCAUCAACCCGAAGUCUGGAGGCCGGCAGGGGUCCAGAGUGUUGAGGAAGUUGCAGUACAUUCUGAAUCCAAGACAAGUACAUGACAUAGCCAAGGGAGGACCGACGCAAGGUCUCCAGAUGUUCAAAGACGUGAAGAACUACCGCGUGAUCUGCUGCGGAGGUGACGGAACAGUCGGCUGGGUGCUGGAGACUAUGGAUAAAGUUCAGAUGGAAACCCAACCAGCUGUGGGAGUGAUACCACUUGGGACAGGCAACGACCUGGCGCGCUGUCUGCGGUGGGGCGGGGGAUAUGAAGGCGAGUCCAUCCACAAGAUCCUGGACAAGAUAGCUCGCGCCAGCACCGUCAUGAUGGACCGAUGGCACAUACACGUCGAGAACUCCACCGCUGAUCAGCCCCAGCUGUUCUCGUCAGACUCUGCACCGCACCCCACCACCGUCCCGUACAACAUCAUCAACAACUACUUCUCCGUCGGGGUUGAUGCAGCGAUCUGCGUAAAGUUCCACACGGAGCGAGAGCGGAACCCGGACAAGUUCAGCUCUCGGAUGAAGAACAAGCUCUGGUACUUCGAGUUCGCCACCUCCGAGCAAUUCGCAGCCAGCUGCAAGAAUCUACACGAGCAUAUUGAUAUUGUGUGCGACGGUUCCUCCCUGGAGCUGAGCAAGGGCGGCGCCCUGCAGGGCGUGGCGCUGCUGAACAUCCCGUACGCGCACGGGGGCUCCAACCUGUGGGGCGCCGGCGCCGCGCACCGCCGGGGGCGCUUCCCCAACGCGCAGCAAGAUAUCGGCGACAAACUAAUAGAAGUGAUUGGUUUGGAGAAUUGCUUACAUAUGGGACAAGUCAGAACAGGUCUCCGGGCAUCAGGCCGACGGCUGGCUCAGUGCAGCUCCAUCACUCUGACAACCAAAAAGACAUUCCCCAUGCAAAUAGAUGGGGAGCCGUGGAUGCAGCCUCCUUGCAAGAUUACUAUAACUCAUAAGAACCAAGUUCCAAUGCUGAUGGGACCAGCGCCGGAGAAAGGGAGAGGAUUCUUCAAGCUCUUCACUCACUGCUAACUUCACUCAGUGAAUCAAUCAACUGAUUUAUCAAUCAAUCAACUCAAAUACCUACUUCAACUUACAACAUCAAACUAUACAACAUAUUUAUCCGAUUCAUAAGUGAUAUAAAUUUAAUAACACAUUAAAAUAUUUAUCAAUCAAAGUUCGUAUACCACCAAUGUUUUCAAUGACAACUAAUUGAAAAAUCAGUUUCAAUUUUAGUCAUCCAAUCAAUUUAAUUAUGAGUAAUU
This is a messenger RNA of Trichoplusia ni (cabbage looper), 2616 nucleotides long. RefSeq names its product diacylglycerol kinase 1-like. Gene Ontology annotation, cellular component: plasma membrane. NCBI's taxonomy places the organism in Eukaryota, Metazoa, Arthropoda, Insecta, Lepidoptera, Noctuidae. The record is from RefSeq and is a predicted model, not a curated record. The transcript is spliced from 20 exons. Gene Ontology annotation, molecular function: ATP-dependent diacylglycerol kinase activity; calcium ion binding. Gene Ontology annotation, biological process: intracellular signal transduction; diacylglycerol metabolic process; lipid phosphorylation. The coding region runs from base 5 to 2383 and encodes 792 amino acids.